UAAGUGGCGGAUAAACAUACGUUUCCCGUGCUCCGGUUUCCAGCUCUCUUUCCUCCUGCUCAAGAUGACUAAAAAGAGAAGGAACAACGGACGUGCAAAGAAGGGCAGAGGUCAUGUCCAGCCCAUCCGCUGCACCAACUGUGCCCGGUGUGUGCCCAAAGACAAAGCCAUCAAAAAGUUCGUCAUCAGAAAUAUCGUGGAGGCAGCGGCUGUUAGGGACAUAUCAGAAGCCAGCGUCUUUGACUCCUAUGUGUUGCCCAAGCUCUACGUCAAACUGCACUACUGUGUGAGCUGUGCCAUUCACAGUAAGGUGGUCAGGAACCGCUCGCGUGAGGCACGCAAAGACCGCACCCCCCCACCCCGCUUCAGGCCCAGCGGUGGUGCACCCAGAGCUCCUGCCAAGCCCAUGUGAGACACCGAAUAUCUCACCCGUGUAUAUUUCUGUGCAGAAAGAUAAAUAAAUAAAGAAAGAAAGUCA
Messenger RNA from Chanos chanos (milkfish), 478 nucleotides. RefSeq names its product 40S ribosomal protein S26. Bases 65 to 412 code for a protein of 115 amino acids. Gene Ontology annotation, molecular function: mRNA binding; structural constituent of ribosome. Gene Ontology annotation, cellular component: ribosome; cytosolic small ribosomal subunit. The transcript is spliced from 4 exons. The record is from RefSeq and is a predicted model, not a curated record. NCBI's taxonomy places the organism in Eukaryota, Metazoa, Chordata, Actinopteri, Gonorynchiformes, Chanidae. Gene Ontology annotation, biological process: translation.